AUGAAUGAAGAGCUAACGAAUGCCUAUUCUAGGAAAAAGUUUCUUGAGCUUGAGGUUAUUCAAGCUAAUGCCAAAGUGGAGCAUGUUGCUUCAAAGAAACUUGAUGAGGUGUUUGCCUAUCAAAAGCCCUCUUCUGAUAGAAGUGGCUUGGGAUAUACCGAAGAAAGUAGCUCAAGUUCUAAUGUGUCCAAGGAGAUGAAGUUUGUUAAAGCCAAGGAACAUCGGCCAAAUUGCCAAAAGCUUCAAGCAUUGAAGGAAGCGGGUUCUCAAAGGCCAAGAGGACAAGGAAAGGGCAAGGGGAACCACAAGCAAUCAAAAGGGCGAGAAGUAGAUCCCAGUGUUGGUGAUGUGAUGAAGAUGAUAGACACCAUCACUUCUUGCUUGGCCAACUUCACCCUAAGGUUUGAGAACCGUCACUCAAGUACCCAAUCCUUUAAAGAUAUCACCCCAAAUGCAUGUGCCAUGUGGGUGAAGAAGGGUUAUAAGAAAGAUUUGCAUGGCAUUUUCCUUGUUAUAGUUUUCCUCCAAGAAAUUCUGACAAUGGAGUUCUCUUCUUCCAAAAGUAAUGAGAAAGAAGACCAUAGGUCUGAUCUAAAAACUCUCAACUUAUACAACGAGAUAAUAUCAACCCUCCCAAAAAGAAAAGGAUGGAAAUCAGAUGAACUCUACCAUUAUCAGGGAUUUUGGCACAAUUUCUUCAACUUGGAAGGGCUCUUGUCAGCUCAACAACAUUUCAAGCCAGAAACCAACGACAUUAUUUUGAGCAGCUUUCCGAAAACCGGCACAACAUGGCUUAAGGCAUUGUCUUUUGCCAUCAUGACAAGAUCCUCUUUUGAUAUUUCUGCAAGCCCUUUGCUCACAACAAUGCCACAUGAGUGUGUACUCUCCUUAGAGGGUGCCCUUGCCCACAAUUCAUUUCACAGGAAUCAAGACACUCCACUUAUAGGUACACAUGUUCCCUACACUUCCUUGCCAAAAUCUAUAAUAGAUUCUGGGUGCAAAAUAAUUUAUAUAUGUAGAGAUCCUAAGGAUACAUUUGUAUCUCUAUGGCAAUUUGCUCGUAAUGCAAGUUUGAAGGGUGUGGAUUCCUCAACCAGCGAAGUUAUUGACUUAGAGAAAGCAUUUGAGUUAUUUUGUGAUGGGGUAACUUAUUAUGGACCAUAUUGGGAUCAUGUAUUAGGGUAUUGGAAAGCAAGCUUAGAAUCUCCUGAGAGGAUAUUAUUUUUAAAAUUUGAAGAUUUAAAAAAAGAAGCCUUGUUUUAUGUAAAGAAAAUGGCUGAAUUUAUGGGUUAUCCGUUCUCUUUGAAAGAAGAAGAAAAAGGAAUGGUCCAAAAGAUUGUAGACCUGUGUAGUUUUCAGAAUUUGUCCGAACUAGAGGUGAAUAAAACUGGACAUCUUCAUGGAAACUUGUUUGAAAAAAGAUUAUUUUUCCGAAAAGGUGAGACUGGAGAUUGGAAGAAUUAUCUUACACCAACGAUGGCUACACGUCUUGACCAGAUAACAGAGCAAAAACUAAAAAGUUCUGGCUUGACAUUUAAUGCCUAAUCUAACGUUUGAAUUGGUAGAU
Quercus robur (English oak) is the source of this 1567-nucleotide messenger RNA. Its product is annotated as flavonol sulfotransferase-like. Gene Ontology annotation, molecular function: sulfotransferase activity. The record is from RefSeq and is a predicted model, not a curated record. Gene Ontology annotation, cellular component: cytoplasm. Gene Ontology annotation, biological process: sulfation. Lineage: Eukaryota; Viridiplantae; Streptophyta; Magnoliopsida; Fagales; Fagaceae. The coding region runs from base 1 to 1545 and encodes 514 amino acids. The transcript has 3 exons.